Cottoperca gobio is the source of this 990-nucleotide messenger RNA. Its product is annotated as GTPase IMAP family member 7-like. Bases 1 to 990 code for a protein of 329 amino acids. Gene Ontology annotation, molecular function: GTP binding. NCBI's taxonomy places the organism in Eukaryota, Metazoa, Chordata, Actinopteri, Perciformes, Bovichtidae. The record is from RefSeq and is a predicted model, not a curated record. The transcript is spliced from 2 exons.
AUGAGCGGGCCAUACUAUCAAGGGUUCGGAGGAGCCACAGAUCCAAAUGAAAGGAGGAUAGUUCUAGUCGGGAAGACCGGAGUGGGGAAGAGCGCUGCAGGAAACACUAUCCUGGGGAGGGAAGCGUUUGAGUCUGAGCUGUCUCCUUCUUCCAUGACGUCUGAAUGCCAGAAAGCUAAGGGGGAUGUCGGAGGUCGAAAGGUCGCCGUCAUCGACACUCCGGGCCUGUUUGACACUAAUUUCAGCGAAGAAGAAGUGUUGAAGAGGAUCAAGAUGUGCAUCUCUCUCUCUGCUCCUGGGCCUCACGCCUUCCUGGUGAUUCUUCAGCUGGGCAGGUUCACCAAGGAGGAGCAGGAAACCAUCAGAAUGAUUCAGACCACGUUUGGUGAAGAUGCAGCUAAAUACACAAUGGUGUUGUUCACACAUGGAGACCAACUGAGGAACCAAACCAUUGAGGGCUAUAUUUCAGAGAGUCCAGAACUGCAAGCCAUCAUUCAGAAGUGCUACCAUAGAUACCAUGUCUUUAACAACGAAAUGAAAGACCCUAAACAAACCAGUCGGCUCCUGGACAAAAUUGACAAGAUGACUAAGGCUAACGGUGGAAGCUGCUACACCAACGAAAUGUUCAUGAAAGCAGAGGCAGCCAUAGACAAGGAGAAGCAGCGACUCCUGAAGGAGUUGGAAAAACAGAAGGAGAAAGAUCUGGAUAAGCUGAGAGCCAAAUAUGUGGAGAUGGCCUACUGCAGGGAGGAGAAGCGGUUGCAUAUAAGAUACGAGCAUGAAGCCAGAGCUCGAGCCGAAAGAUCAAAUGACUUUACCGCUGCUCCGGUAAUAGCUAUAGCAACAGCCUGCGGUGCUGCUGUUGGAGGUGUGCUCGGAGUUGCAGGAGGUCCAAUCGGUGUGGUGGUUGGAAUCGCAGCUGGAGCAGCUGUUGGAGCUGCUGUCGGUGCAAUAUCAGUGAAAGUGUCAGAACGCUGCCAUGUGCAAUAA